AUGCGCUCAGUAGGUACGGGCCGCCAGGGGGAACGAGGCCGGAAUGACCAGGAUCAGGUGGCCAACUCCAAGACCCCCACGGAGCAGGUUAGGGAGGAGGAAGAAGAGGAAGCUCAGGAAACGGAGGUCCAACUAUCUUCCCAACCCAGAAAGGGAAGCGAGUACAGACGCAGGGUGCCGAUAUCGUUGCAAAAUUCUCCUUUUUCCACGGUCAUCCUCCAGGAGCCCAUGGAGAAGAUCAAAAUGCAGAAAUGCAAAUAUGACGGCAAGACGGACCCGGAGGACCACACAUCGGCCUAUGAGGGACACAUGUUGUUGUACGCUGAUACCGACUCGGUAUGGUGUAAGGUGUUCUCGUCAAUGCUGGUUGGUCUCCGCCAAACAUGGUUCAAGAGCAUACCGCUGGCAACUGUGUUCGACUUCCACCAGCUCAUAUUUAUGUUUGUUACCCACUUUGUCAGUAACAAACGCAGGGAGAAAACUACCGGCGAGUUGAUGUCCAUCAAGCAAGGAGACUCUGAAAGCUUGAGGGGUUACGUAGGACGCUUCAAUGCGGAAGCCGUUACCAUUCCCAGUUUGCAGCAGGAAGUAGCGGUGUUGGCCCUGAUGACAGGCCGUAGAGAAGGGACUGCCUUCAGAAGCUACCUGGGCUGCAAAAAGCUGACCAGCCUAACAGAAGUCUUGAGAAAAGCAAAUGACUUCAUCCGAGGAGAGGAGUUUGAUAAGGCGGCAACUGCUAAAAGGCCGGCCGGAGAUAGAAGAGAUAAGGAAAAAGAUCGCAGGGAGGAUAAAUACCGGAAAGAUCACUAG
Beta vulgaris subsp. vulgaris (sugar beet) is the source of this 810-nucleotide messenger RNA. RefSeq lists its product as uncharacterized. The transcript has a single exon. The record is from RefSeq and is a predicted model, not a curated record. The coding region runs from base 1 to 810 and encodes 269 amino acids. NCBI's taxonomy places the organism in Eukaryota, Viridiplantae, Streptophyta, Magnoliopsida, Caryophyllales, Amaranthaceae.